Desarmillaria tabescens is the source of this 777-nucleotide messenger RNA. RefSeq lists its product as uncharacterized. The coding region runs from base 1 to 777 and encodes 258 amino acids. The record is from RefSeq and is a predicted model, not a curated record. Lineage: Eukaryota; Fungi; Basidiomycota; Agaricomycetes; Agaricales; Physalacriaceae. The transcript is spliced from 6 exons.
AUGGAAUCAGAUGUGGCGAGUCAAGAUAGACGGACACAAGGGGAACGUCGCGGUGUACUGUGGACGUCGGAGAGUGUACGGACAAGAAUGCGUUUCAAUGUCAUCGAGUCGGAACUUGUGCAGAACCGGGAAAAGAUGAAGAGGUAUAGCAUCGCCACUCCUUGUACUUUUACCUGGGCGUCCUUGUAUGGCAACGAUAUACGAUACAAGAAGCCCGAGUCCCUAGUAGCCAGUAGUCCCAGUAUCGCGGAAUUUAGACAGCUGCGCUAUUAUGCCGAUUUCACUUAUCGAACGCAAAUCACCAACAAAUCACUCAUCAGAGGCGUCGGCCCUGAACGCAGAUGCUAUCAUCGGCACGACAGUGACACCGCUUGGAGACUACGCAAUCCACGGCGUAUGAGCUCCAAUGUCGUGACCGCAGACAAGCAUGAGAACAUAGAUACGAGAAUGAUUGAUCAGCUCACCUCCAUUCGGGUAGCAGAGGGGAAGGAGGGGAAGACCGUAUACUUAAGGCUAACUCGUUUACAGAAGGAAACUGAUGUGAUAUUCCGAGAGCCAGGCGACCCUGGCCAACCGAAGAUGUCAGAAGAGAAUUUCAAUUCCGAAGCUUCGAGGUUUCGAGAAUCAACAGUUGUGAGCCCCCCGCCUUUUGGUCUCGAUGCAGAUGCACUUAAAAGAAAUCUCCUGCGUGCCGUUGAUGGAAAAGACAGAUUUGGGGUCGCGACUGCGGUAGAAGACUCGGAUUUUUCGGUUUUCGGAAUAGGGAAGAGGGUAUAG